AUAUUAUCUAGAGUCCCGACCGGUACCCGUCCUACCUGAAACACCCUCAAAUUUUAUUCGAGGUGAACUCUCCCAAAUUCGAGGUGAACUCUCUCAAAUUCGCUGUCGGUGAAUACAUGUGAGUGGAGAAAAAAAAAGCAAAAAAGUCAUUCCUGUCAAAAAUGACAAUCAAUUUUGCAAAACAAAACAAUGGGUUUCUGAUUUUAAGAGUAAGUUUUUGUUAAUUGUUUUGAUUUUUAAUAUAAUUUGAUAUUUUUCAGACCAAAAUUCUUUAUAAUGAAGAGGGUAUAUACAAGUUCACUUCAUUGAAUAAAAAGUAAGUCAAAUUGCAGUGAAGGAGGUGCAACAAUAAUGGAUUUAUUUUAUAGUCUGUCUUUUCAUUUUAGAUAGUGCCAAAAUACAGCAAGCAAUUUCCUUUAAGUAAUUUGGAAGGCAAACCAAACAAGGCGCUGAUUUGCAGGUAAGUUUUUUGUAUAUUAUAUUGCUCUUAACAAAAUAAUAUCAAUGUUUUUAACUACAGAUACUUCCCAUUGUUUUUGUAUGUACUUCUCAACGGCAAUAGCUGCCGCAGGCUGUGACGGCGGAGGUGUCACCAUCAAAACCAUUACAAACAACACCACCAAGUCAAUGAUGCAAGUGGAAGUUUUGCCAUGUAAUAGUCGACCGCUGACGCCCUUCUCCAUCAAUUAUGUAAGUACGUUUUGAAACAUUCAUAUCGUAGUCAACUAGCUUAAUCUUCAUCUUCUAGGUGUAAAGAGUACUACCGGUCUGCAGUUCUGCAAGAGACGCAAUAAAAACAAGAAUGCAAUCGCAGGAAUACUCAAAAAAAUUUCCAACCGUGACUGUAAUUGAGUUUAAAUUUUAAAUCUACAACAAAUCCAUUUAGUUUGGUCCUAAGAAUCACACUGGCUUAACGGUGGCAAUCAUUCGGGGGCAAAUGAGCUGGCCCGACAAGAAUCCCCAAGAAGCCAAACAGAUUCAGAUCAGUCUCUCGGCAGCUACUGACGAUGUCGGCGAGUUGAAUCCAUCGAUUUUCACACAGAAAAUCAACAUCAAAAAAAUCACUACUCGUAGCGGAAGCGAUCUCUGCGUUGUCGACAAUGCGAACCGAAUGUCAUCAAGCCGGAGUACCAACCGGGGCUCUUGCAUUGUAACAGUGUGCGAACAUCAGUGUAAAUGCGAGGCAGCGGCUACUGCUGCCGCCGAAGCUGACACCGCCUACAUAGAAGAGUUUUGUAUGUACUAUUUUAGAAUUCCUGCAAUUUUAAGAAACUUAAAGGCUGACAAAAUAGAAGCUGAAUUAAAGGAAUUCCUAAUGCCUAUUGAAUCACAAAAGCUUCUGUUUAGAAGUAACUGGCAUCGAUACAAGAAUGCCCCUACCAAUUGCCCUAAUGAUGUUCCAAGAGUUGCUGCGCAAAUAGUAGCGAGCCGGCAACCUUCACGUAGUGAGAAUAUCAGAUUGGAAUUUUCUUCGUAAAAGAAUGAUGGCAAGACUACUUCAAAUUACAAAUCAAAAUGAAGCUUAGUCGAUUUGACUUCUGCCGUUCAGUUGAUUUGACGAUAUGCUAAGAAUCUUUCCGUGAUUAGUAAAGAUUCGUCGUGGCGUACCUAGUUUUUAAGUGAGGUUUUAAUUUUUUCAAAAUUGUAUGUAAUUGGGUAUAAUUUUUGUUUUUAAAAUUCAAUUCCAUUAUAGAUUAUAGGUUUUAAAAUGUAUAUUACAGCUCCCAAAUUGAGUGAAAUUAAAUCUAAGUAUAAAUUGAAAAUAAAGUGAAAUUGUUUUCAGGGUUCUAUCAUUAUAUGAAAUUGUAUAUUAAAAAAACAUUUUGAUUGACUGUUA
Messenger RNA from Eupeodes corollae, 1837 nucleotides. RefSeq lists its product as uncharacterized. NCBI's taxonomy places the organism in Eukaryota, Metazoa, Arthropoda, Insecta, Diptera, Syrphidae. The transcript has 4 exons. Bases 938 to 1477 code for a protein of 179 amino acids. The record is from RefSeq and is a predicted model, not a curated record.